Molecule: messenger RNA, 249 nt
Organism: Echinostoma caproni
Lineage: Eukaryota; Metazoa; Platyhelminthes; Trematoda; Plagiorchiida; Echinostomatidae
Source: the annotation of a GenBank genome assembly
AUGUCUGAUAUUUAUUUGGCCCUCUGCGAUGGGAAGAAAUUAAAUGAUAUUCCUUCAGGCGUUCUCACGAAGCACUACGAAGAAGUUCAAAAUGCCUCAUUGAAUGCAAUUAUAUCCACUACCAAAUUGCUUCUCAGCUCUGCGACCUGCAAGAAGUUGUUUCAUGUCAUGAUUUCCUCUGCUGCGGGUUCUUUGAAACCAAAUUGUUUCCAUCCGUUCAUCCGUAUGACAUUGCAGCAUGCUGCCUAA